CGGCGCUCGUGUCGUGCCAGUGUCGACUCUUGCCGUGUUCGGCGUGGCGUGGAUCGGGUUGAUGGUCAGGAUUGUCUCGUUCCGUUGGGUGGGACAGGAGGGUCUGUUGUCAGAGGGUGUGCCCAAGGUUUCUAAUGGGCCUAGACUCGCUUGUGAGGUGUCUGCUGCAGCUGAGCUUGUGUUCGGGACUGAUGUUAACGUGGCUUUUGACCGGGCACGUGCGUCGGCUACAGCUGCAGCGGCUGCGCGGCCGCCGCGGCCGCCGGGAGGAGGCCGACAUCAACAUCAUCGACGUCAACCAGGACGACAUCAUGCCGGACCGGGACGAGUGGAUGACGAAGGCAUUGACGGAGGAGACGGUGGUGCGGCGCCCGCAGAAGUCGGCCGACGACCCUACCAUGCAGCAGCGUCGCAAACACCAGAUCACCUACCUGGCGCACCAGGCCAAGGAACGGGAGGUGGAGCUGAAGAACGAGUGGGCCCAGAACCGGGCCACCAAGAACGCGUACCGCACCAAGUACGGGUUCUAGCCGGCCCACCUCCGCCUGCCGUCUUGCGUUGUACAUACGGUGUUGUUGGAAUGUACGUUAUCAUGUUGGUGUCAUUCACACGCAUUCAAUACAAGUCAUC
Messenger RNA from Pollicipes pollicipes, 630 nucleotides. RefSeq names its product proline-rich protein PRCC. The transcript has 2 exons. The record is from RefSeq and is a predicted model, not a curated record. Gene Ontology annotation, cellular component: nucleus. The coding region runs from base 135 to 530 and encodes 131 amino acids. NCBI's taxonomy places the organism in Eukaryota, Metazoa, Arthropoda, Thecostraca, Pollicipedomorpha, Pollicipedidae.